AUGCCACGCUACACCUCCAGCAGCCAGCAGAGGGCAGUAGCAGUGUACAGUGAGCGCUGCCAUUCAGGAAAACUCAGUUACCCAGAAUUCUCCAGGCUGAUUAACCUGGAUUUCCUGCACCUGCAAGUGCUGAUUUCACUUAUACCAGUGGCCCAUGCUCAAGGGAGUCCUAAAGCUGUGGUGUCCAUAACGCCUGAUACACAUGUGUUCACUGGAGAGCGUGUUACUCUCAGAUGUGACAUACAGGGAGGAGGAGACACUCAGUGGACAUACAGCUGGUAUAAAAAUAACAGACUCACAGACAGCACAGUGCAGGAGAUCAGAAUCUGGUCUGUUGCAUACGGUCACCAUGGUGACUACACCUGCAGAGGACAGAGGAGUGACUCUCAGAGCUCAGAGAUCAGUGAUGCUGUUACACUGACUGUAUCAGAAAAACCCAAACCGACUGUGAGAGUGAAUCCUCAGAGCUCCGUCUACACUGGAGACAACAUCACUCUGACCUGUGAGCUGCAGCAGUCGACUGGAUGGAAGUUUCAAUGGUAUAAAAAUAAUCAGCAGUUACAGCCUUUGAGCACUGAACAAACAUACACACUCAAAGUGACAGACAAUAAUGAAGGAGAAACAGAGUACAAGUGUCGUGCAUGCAGGAUAAACUACUACACAGGGUUCUACUACUGCACACAGCGCAGUGAUCCUGUCAGGAUUACAGAGAGAGGUGAAUCUCCUCCAGUCUCUCUGAUCAUCAAUCCCAGCAGAACUCAACACUUUACUAAUGACUCUCUCUCACUGAGCUGUGAGGACCAGAGUAAAUCUACUGGAUGGAGAGUGAGACGAUACACACACAGUGAGAGAGUGUUAGAUUGUUCAAGGGGAUCAAUUACAGGAUCUACAUGUAAAAUCAGCUCCCUCUCCACAUCCUACACUGGAGUUUACUGGUGUGAGUCUGAAUCUGGAGAAAACAGUAAUCCUGUCAACAUCACAGUGCAUGAUGGUGAUGUGAUCCUGGAGAGUCCUGUCCAUCCUGUGACUGAGGGACAUCCUCUGACUCUACGCUGUUUAUAUCGAUACCCAAAGUCCUCAAACCUGCGAGCUGAUUUCUAUAAAGAUGGAUCAGUUCUCCAGACACAGACUACAGGAGAGAUGAUCAUCCGAACUGUCUCAAAGUCAGAUGAAGGUUUCUACCACUGUAAACACCCAGAGAGAGGAGAGUCACUGAAAAGCUGGGUCUCAGUCAGAGCGUCAGGUCCAUCAGGUGUAGAAGCUCCAUUCUCAGUGCUCAUGCUGAUCAGUAGUGUAGUGACGGCCUCUCCGUAUCUGCUGGUGACCAUCAUUCUGCUGGUCAAAUGUUACAGAGCUCGAGCUCACACUGAUGAAGAGAGGAUUGAGAAUGCAGUCAUAGAGGAGUGAGCAAAGUUCAUCUGUAAAAAGAGGAUGCAUUUACUGUCAAAUAAUUUAAUCAUUUCUUGUUCUUUAAUGCUUUGUGGGAUUUUAAAAUAAUACUGAUUUGUCAUUUUAAUGCCAUGCUGUUAUUUGCUCAGCAUCUUAUAGACACCUUCAUUGUUCUGACUGGAUUUGUUUAGCUGAAGCCUGCAAACCUCCUCAUGAGGUGAAAGUUACCAUGUGUGUAUCUCCAAUAACGCUUACAUGCUGCUAAUGCAAUGCAGAGUAAAAAAUGAACAAAGACUCUUAUAAAAAUAUUAAUCAAGGGGAAAUGUUGAUGCAGAGAGUGUAUAUGGUUUAAAUUGCGUUAUUUCAGAAUGAAAAUGUGCAGUGUAAUGUUUUCCGGUGUAGGUUGUAUUUUCUGUAAGCUGACUACAGUCAGAGCGGUUGGUGAAAAGCCCAGUGUUACUGGAGUUAAAGUAAGUUAAGCUUUGUAUGGAUGCGAUAUAAAAACAAGGUCAUUGACUGUUAUCUGAAACAUGGUGGGAACUAAUAUUGUGUUUUGUGUCUUCUCAGUAUUAGUUCUACCACUACUGUAUUUGUACUGCUGUGUUUUCUUCUAUUUCUUUGUGAGAUUAGCUCUAGUUGGAUUACAAGGAGUAGAUUUACAAUCUCAGUUACACACUGUUAGAUUUGUUCGACUUUUCAGCUGUGUGAACUUUAAUUGUAGUUGUGUGAGGAGAUUUGUGGAUGAAACGAUUUGAUCAAUUCAAUAAAUGCAUCAUUAUCAGUUCACUGAAUUAUUUAACCUGGUAGCAAUAAUGUAUCGUAUGAAGUACAAGUAAUACUCUGAGAAAACUCUUGUGCCUUUGUCAAUAUCAGCAUUUUUACCAUUUUGUAUUUUUAUACAAUGAUGUACUUUUCAUUGUCUUAUAUUGUCUCUUGUCUCCUGCUGUAAGAUUGUAAUUUCCCACAUGGGAUUAAUAAAGUGUUAUCUUAAAAGCAGAAACUGGAUCCUGCA
Messenger RNA from Ictalurus punctatus (channel catfish), 2401 nucleotides. RefSeq names its product carcinoembryonic antigen-related cell adhesion molecule 5-like. Gene Ontology annotation, biological process: cell surface receptor signaling pathway. The transcript is spliced from 8 exons. NCBI's taxonomy places the organism in Eukaryota, Metazoa, Chordata, Actinopteri, Siluriformes, Ictaluridae. Gene Ontology annotation, molecular function: transmembrane signaling receptor activity. Bases 1 to 1407 code for a protein of 468 amino acids. The record is from RefSeq and is a predicted model, not a curated record.